AUGUCACAUAGCAAACGCAACACCUCCCGCGCAGUCUUCACAUCCCACGAACGAGACCUCGCCAAAUCCGCCUGGAGUUCCAAUAAAACGCGCUUAUCCCGGGACUCCUUCCUCCCCUUUGCAUCAUGUCGUCUCUGUCUUCUCCCCGCCCGUGACCCCGUGUCCUGUCCCCACGGCGAUAUCUUCUGUCGAGAGUGCGCAUUAAGUAAUAUCUUGGCGCAGAAGAAAGAUAUUAAACGUAUGGAGAAGAUUCGGGAGCAGGAAGGCAAAGAGAAGGAUAUAGAUGCUGAUCGGGAUGAGGAGGAGGCGAGGGAGAGGGCGGUGAGGGAGUUUGAGAGGGUGCAGAUGGGGUUGGAAGUAAAGGUUGGGAAUGGGGGGAAGAUUGUAGGGAGGGAGGGGGGAAAGGUUGUUGUUGAGGAGGAAACGGGGAAGAGGGGUGAGAAGAGGAAGUUUGAGUUAGAUGAGGAUGAACUGCUGCGAAUCGCAAAAGAUGAGAGAAAUAAAGCCCGUAAAGCAAUCGACGAAGAAAAAGCAUCCAAAACCACCCUCCCCUCCUUCUGGGUCCCCUCCAUAACCCCCUCCUCAAACACAAAAUCCACCCUCCACGCCCUCACAACAACCCACAAAACCCUCCCCAUCUGCCCCUCCUCCCCAUCAAACACCCCCCAUCCCUACUCCCUCCACACACUAAUCACCAUCCACUUCUCGACCCCCAAAAACACCUCAUCAACCUCAACCUCCGCAUCCGCAACAUCCACCACCAGCUCCGCACCCCCAAACAUCUGCCCGGCAUGCACCAAACCCCUAACCAACACCUCGAAAGCCGUGCUCACCAAACCCUGCGGACACGUGUUGUGUAAGAGCUGCGUGGGGAAGUUCAUGGCACCGAUGAAGGCGGAUCCGCAUGCGCCAGAGGCGGAGGUGGGGGUUGUGAGGUGUUUUGUUUGUGAGGAGGAUGUGACGGAGCGGAAGGCGAAAGGAAAAGAGGAGGGGAAGAAAGGGAAGAAGGAGAAAGAUAAAAUCAGACCCGGGUUGGUGGAGAUUAAGAGUGAAGGGACGGGGUUUUCGGGGGCGGGGAGUAAUAUGGUUGAGAGGAGUGGUGUAGCGUUUCAGUGUUAG
This is a messenger RNA of Glarea lozoyensis ATCC 20868, 1119 nucleotides long. Its product is annotated as RING/U-box. Gene Ontology annotation, molecular function: ubiquitin protein ligase activity. The record is from RefSeq and is a predicted model, not a curated record. Gene Ontology annotation, cellular component: nucleus. Bases 1 to 1119 code for a protein of 372 amino acids. The transcript is spliced from 3 exons. Lineage: Eukaryota; Fungi; Ascomycota; Leotiomycetes; Helotiales; Helotiaceae.